AUGCGGUAUUUGUGCAAGUCGAUCCUUCUGGCGGUGCACACGAUACUUCUGGCCUCCGCCGCGUCGGACCACGAAAAGUACGCGUUGCUCCACGUCAGUGCUCACGAUGCGCCCGCUUUGCAUCUCAUCAAACAGCUUCAGUUAAACGACUACAAAUAUGAUGUAAGAGUCGAAUAUUUGAAUUCCAUCAACGAGUUGUUUCAGCUCGACUUCUGGAAAUCUCCUUCUGCCAUCUCUGAAAAGGCUGAUAUUAUGGUGAAACGUGGCAAGUCGGAAAGAAUGCUCCGUCAGAUUCUCUCAUUUGCCAAUGUGACUGUGUCGAUGUCCGUCCCUGAUGUCGAAAAGUGAGCGGAGCAGAACAGAGCUGGUCUGGUGGAAACCAGAGAUUGUUUUCAGGUUGAUCAUGAGAAACGAGGGUACAACUUCCAAAUCUCGUCUUCCAUCUUUCAUGAAAUGGCUUCAUGACGAUCCGAUUCUGGACAGUGAGCGUAAGUUGCGAAGCGCAACCCUCCCCAUUCUAAACAUCUGAUUUCCAGCUGACCUUGAUCUCACCAAAGUUGGUACCCUGAAGAAGGCAAAGUACCCGUUCGGAGACUACGCAUCCUACGCGGACAUGGUCAAAUACAUGAGGACGAUCGAGUUCUACUACCCGCGCAUUGCCAAAAUCGUUCGGAUCGGAGCGACUCACGAGGGAAAGCCGAUUGAGGGAUUGAGAGUGAGUUGGAAAGGAUACGGUAAAGCGGAAAAGGGAAUCUUUCAGAUCGGAGCCAAUUCUUCGCAGAAAAAAAGAGCGGUCUGGGUGGACGGCAACAUUCACGCGAGAGAGUGGGCCAGCAGUCACACCGCCCUUUAUUUCAUUAAUCAAGUCAGUACACAUAACUCUGACUCUGACUGAACCUUUUUCUCGUUUUGCAGUUGGUGUCCGAGUACGGAAAGGACGCGCAGAUCACCAACUACCUGGACACCCUGGACUUCUACGUCGUGCCGUGCCUCAACCCGGACGGCUACGAAUACACGCGCAGUUCGCCCAUUCCGAGCGUCCGUCUCUGGCGCAAGAACCGUUCUCCGGAAGUGUGUCGUCCUUCGCUUUGGGGCGGAGAAAAGUGCUGUCAGGGAGUGGAUCUCAACAGAAACUUCCGAUUCCACUGGGCCGAAAAAGGCUCUUCAUACGAACCGUGCUCGAACAUUUACCACGGAGAGGAAGUAUUCAGUGAGCCAGAGACUAAGUAGGUUACAGAGAAUGCGAAUUUGGUAAACACGAAGAAAAUUGCAGAGCUAUUCGAAACUUCCUGGGAACUCCGGACAUGAAGGACCGUCUGGAUGCAUUCGUGACCCUCCAUUCUUACGCACAGUUGUGGAUCUAUCCGUACAGUCACAAAGAACAGAGCUAUCCAGAGGACAUCGGAGAGCUCAGAAAGACCGCCCGCAAGGCCAUCAACCGUCUCUCUCGCGUCUACGGAACCAACUAUCGGAUGGGAACAGGAGCAGACACUCUUUGUAAGAACACUAUAUGUCUCUCCGAGUCAAUCUUCCCUUCUGUUUCCAGCUCCGGCCGCCGGUGGAUCUGAUGAUUGGGCAAAGUCGGCGUUGAGCGUCAAAUACGUGUAUCUUAUUGAGCUCCGUCCACAAAUGGAAUGUAAGAGAACGUUGUCCAGAUAGCAGAAUUCGUAAUUGCUCGUUCAGUAUCUAACGGAUUCAUUCUUCACAAGAAAGAGCUGAUUCCAACUGCAGUCGAGACUUUCGAAGGAUUCCGCGAAGUCGUCGACGCUGUUCUCGUCCUCAACAAUGGCACGUCAACGUCAUCUUCAGGAGCAGCGACAACAAGAAAAACAAUUUCGGAUUUGCAGAUGAGAAAGCAGCAAUGUAAGAGAGGGAGAGUGGAAAGAAAGACUAAAAUGUUUCAGAUCGCAUGCGUCUUCUUGCUUCUCAAAAAGAAACCACUCGGAGCAGCACGACGAAGUCAACCACAACCACGAACACAUCCACGACAUCCGCAGCAGCAACAACGACAACUAUCAGCCAAGGUAAUUGUCAUUUAUCAAUUCCUCGAAAUAUCUUCCUAUUUUCCAGCCUCAUCCAAGACAAGUCGUCACUUCGACCGUUUCACCGCCGAUCCGAGCUCUUCGACGCGUGCCCGUCCGACUCCUCCGAUGGCCCCGCCCACUAUGACCGCUUCCACCGAGUUCUCAACAACGACGACAGAACGAGAGGACAUCACCGGCGUCGCUUCUUCUUCGUUGGCUUCUCGAGCCACCACUUACGGAUACUACACGGCCACAAAACCAUCGGCGUUCCUUGAUCCAGAGUGCAGAGAUAUGCGGUAGAUGAAUAACUUUCCACUUCUUUCCAAACACAUUCUCUUGCAGUUAUUCGUGCGGAUUCUGGCUGAAAAACAACAAGCAAGUGUGCGAGGAGCAGCAGUCGUUCAUGCGUGCUCAGUGCGCCUACACGUGUCAAUUCUGCACGUCGUUUAUCAAAAGACACUAA
This is a messenger RNA of Caenorhabditis sp. 36 PRJEB53466, 2487 nucleotides long. The record is from the annotation of a GenBank genome assembly. Lineage: Eukaryota; Metazoa; Nematoda; Chromadorea; Rhabditida; Rhabditidae.